UAUGAAUCCGCGUGCCCUCGUGAGGCAGCGCUGCUCGCGCUGAUGGAGAGGACGGGUUACAGCAUGAUCCAAGAGAACGGACAGAGGAAGUACGGUGGACCACCGCCAGGCUGGGUGGGAAAGCCUCCUCCAAAGGGAUGUGAAGUGUUUGUGGGUAAGAUUCCCAGAGACAUGUAUGAAGAUGCACUGGUGCCCCUGUUUGAAAGGGCCGGCACAAUCUACGAGUUCAGACUGAUGAUGGAAUUCAGUGGAGAGAACAGAGGCUAUGCUUUCGUCAUGUACACCACCAGAGAAGCAGCCCAAAGAGCUAUCCAGCUGUUUGAUAAUCAUGAAGUCCGCCCGGGUAAGGUAAUUGGAGUAUGUGUGAGUUUGGACAACUGUCGCCUCUUCAUUGGCUCCAUUCCAAAGGACAAGUCGAAAGAGGAGAUAAUGGAAGAAAUGAGCAUGGUGACGGAUGGAGUUGUUGAUGUGAUCUUCUACUCCAGUGCCACAGACAAGAGUCGCAAUAGAGGCUUUGCCUUUGUAGAGUACGAAUCUCACAAAGCUGCAGCCAUGGCCCGCAGGAAACUCAUCCCUGGAACUUUUCAGUUGUGGGGGCAGACCAUCCAGGUAGAUUGGGCAGAGCCUGAGAGAGAUGUGGAUGACGAUACAAUGCAACAUGUCAGCGUUGUCUAUGUACGUAACCUGAUGCUGGACACCAGUGAGGAGACCCUUUAUCGGGAGUUCUCCCACUUCAAGCCAGGUGCAGUGGAGCGUUUGAAGAAGCUGACUGACUACGCCUUCGUCCAUUAUCGCUGCCGCGAGGAUGCCCUCACAGCCCUGAGCCUCAUGAAUGGCGCCCUGAUCGACGGGGUCCCUGUGGAGGUCAUGUUGGCCAAGCCAGUGGGUAGCAAAGAACGAGGUGCUCAAGGGAGGAGCUAUAGGAACAGGGCAUACAAAGGGAACAAUGUAGGAGGAUGCGUACGGACAGAGGGCAGGGGAGCAGGAAUGAAGGGGGGCACACCGCCACGGCCCUUUUCUCUGCCACUGCUCCAAGGGAACCCCUUCGACCCUAGAGCAAGAGGAGACCCAGGGAGAUGUGCAGUUCCCUUAAACUCUGGUACUCCCCUCACUCCAACCAGCCUCCGCGCCGUGAAGCCUGGCCAGCUCUCCACUGCCGUCAGCUUGCUGGAGUCAUACUGUGACCGAUGCACCUGGUCACCGCCUGAGUACUACCUCUUCUCCACUCUCGGUCAAGACGGCAAACUGCUGCUCAUAUACAAGGUUGUGAUCCCAGCUAUUCAUAGCAGCUACAUGCCAAACAGCCUGUGUACUCUUCUGGAAGAUGCAAAAGAACUAGCUGCACAGUACACACUCUGGAGCCUGGCCCCCACAUGCAGCCAGGUCCUUCCAAUUCUUCAGAAGCUGGAGAAGCACUUCACUGUGGAAGAGAAAGACACAGUGUUUGUGUCCAGCUUGAAGCAGGCCGUCUGGCAAAACCUCUCCAAACGGUACCAGGGUGAUGACAUCAGACACUUCCUUGAAGAGGCCACUGCACUAGACCCACGUUUCAAGCAAAAAGUGGAGGACAGCACUGUCUGGGACCGGGUCAAGGAAAAGUUGAGGACAGGAAAGCUGACUGAGUCCGAGCAGCCAACAGAGCAUGCCCAUGGAGAAGACAACAAAGAGAAAUUGAAGCGAAUGCUACUCUCCUCAGUAGAGGUAUCGGUGGCUCUUCCAGUUGCCUGGCUGCUGCUGGCCCUGGUCCGACCUACACCAGUAGAAAGCUUCCUCCCUACCCCCUCCCCACCUACAUUCCCCCCAAUCAACUUUUUGCUGAUGGAGCAGGACCCAGAUGCAGACAGCGGAGACUGGCUGGGCUAG
Messenger RNA from Lampris incognitus (smalleye Pacific opah), 1863 nucleotides. It is a transcript of the gene rbm46, whose product is annotated as RNA binding motif protein 46. Gene Ontology annotation, cellular component: nucleus. The transcript has 11 exons. The record is from RefSeq and is a predicted model, not a curated record. The coding region runs from base 43 to 1863 and encodes 606 amino acids. Lineage: Eukaryota; Metazoa; Chordata; Actinopteri; Lampriformes; Lampridae. Gene Ontology annotation, molecular function: mRNA binding.